Molecule: messenger RNA, 1536 nt
Organism: Kwoniella botswanensis
Lineage: Eukaryota; Fungi; Basidiomycota; Tremellomycetes; Tremellales; Cryptococcaceae
Exons: 8
Coding region: 1-1536 (511 amino acids)
Biological process (GO): regulation of intracellular pH
Cellular component (GO): vacuole; membrane
Source: RefSeq, a predicted model, not a curated record
AUGGGUCCAGACUUGCACGAAUGCAGACCUUUUCAUGAGGCAAUUCCGGACGACUCCAGUGUAGAUGAAGAUGAUGUGGAUGACUUCAUAGCAGCCAACGAAGGGCUCAGUGGAAUGGACAAAACGCACAGCUCAUCCUCAAAACAUGCUAGGAAGAGGUUAUUCGCUGCGUUCAUGAUAUUCGGAUUAUUGAAUAAUGUCCUCUACGUGAUUAUCCUUUCAGCCGCACUUGAUCUUGUAUCUUCUUCAACACCGAAAGGGAUAGUGGCUUUAUUCAACAUCUUUCCAGCACUUUUAACGAAAGUAGUAUGGCCGUUGGUAUCAAAUGGGAAGAUCAGGUAUACGAGGAGAGUAGGGGUGUGUACCUGCGUGAGCUGGUUGGGGAUCAUGACUAUAGCAUUCUCAAACACUCUUGCACCACGAUUACUGGGCAUAUCAAUGGCCUCUCUUUCCUCAGGUUUAGGAGAGCUCACUUUCCUCCAAAUGACUACCACGCUACCUACCCGACCAACAUCUAAGACCGCUCUGGGCGCAUGGUCAAGUGGGACUGGGUUUGCGGGGAUUGCAGGCGCUGGAAUAUGGUGGUUACUUCGUGGAUUGGGUGUAAGAGGUGGUCUGGGAUUAUCAAGUAUAUUACCUCUCUUCUUCCCUAUCACAUACAAAUUCCUCUUACCUUACCACCAAGAACUCGGCUCCAUGUCAUCUGAUAGUAACUUGGGUGAAUAUCAACCUAUAUCAAACAAUGAUGAUACUGUCCCGCCAUCGAUAUACAUCACUCCGCCUUCUCAGGAUCCUAUACCUCAACUGGCCACUUCGGUAGAACCUGAAGAUAAUUCAAAACCUAGUUUACAAACUCAUCAUAAGAUACAUCUCAGUACGAAAGAGAAGUUGGAUCUGCUCAAACCAUUGGUACUGAGGUAUAUGGUUCCGCUUUGUGCGGUUUAUGUAGAGGAAUAUGUGAUUAACUCUGGUGUUGCACCAACCUUGGUAUUCCCUUUACCUACUACCGGAAUCUGGUCUAAAUUAUUCAAAUCGCCAAGAGACUAUUAUCCAUUCUGGUCCUUGACCUACCAAACAUUCGUUUUCCUCUCUCGUUCAUCCCUAUCCCUCUCCUUCCCUCCCAUUCCCCUUACCCUCCUACCUCUACCAUCCAUCAUCCAAUUCGUAGUCCUCUCAUCGCUAUACCUCCAAGCCAAACAUUUUAUAUUCUCCGCACCUUCUUACACUCCUCCGAAUGUCCCUCCGACGGCAGGGGCAGAUAGAUCAAUCAGUAUAGUCUUCUUGUUAAUUUGCAUAGAAGGUUUAUGUGGUGGGUUAGCUUAUGUCAAUACGUUUUAUCACGUUGCUCGUGAGGGUGAGGAUGAGAAUGAGGAGAACAAUGAAAAGAGUGGGAUGCAGAGGGAGUUUAGGAUCGGUGCGGUAGGAGCGGCAGAUUCGACUGGUAUUCUGUUCGCUUCGUUGAUCUCUAUGCCAUUAGAAUUGAGUUUAUGCAAUUCUCAGAUCGAACAGGGCAGAACAAUGUGUAGGGAUUUGUAG